Molecule: messenger RNA, 7890 nt
Organism: Danio rerio (zebrafish)
Lineage: Eukaryota; Metazoa; Chordata; Actinopteri; Cypriniformes; Danionidae
Source: RefSeq, a predicted model, not a curated record
GUGUGUGGAUGGAGGAGGCAGAGUCAAACACACAUACACAUAGAGACACAGACCAGGACCACACCGACCGGUCUGUCUCCUAAAGAUGCUGAAAUAACGGCGAGAAACCAACAUCUUUCGGUUGUCGAUCGUGACCAGCUCACUUACUGUCAGCAAGAUGUCUGGGAAAAUAGACAGUAAGCAAGAGUCCCAGCGCUCCCACUUGACAUCCUUCACCAUGAAACUAAAGGACAAAUUCCACUCUCCCAAAAUCAAGAGGACACCAUCAAACAAAAAGUCCAAACCACCACCAGAACAACCCGUAAAGUCCCCAGAGAAAACUGUAACUAAGAGUCUGAGUCGAUUAGAGGAGCAUGAGAAAGAAGUGGUCAGCGCCUUGCGGUACUUCAAGACCAUUAUUGACAAGAUGGCGGUGGACAAGAAGGUGUUAGAAAUGCUUCCUGGUUCUGCUAGUAAAGUUUUGGAGGCUGUCACAGGCUUGGUACAACUAGAUAGCAAGAUACUGAGCAGUUCAAGGGUGUCCUCCUGUCUCAACCGACUCUAUCAAAGCCUUGCAAACCUCAUUCGCUGGUCGGACCAAGUAAUGCUGGAGGGUGUGAAUUUGGAAGAUAAAGACACAAUAACAACAGUCACAAAUGUGAUCAAAGCAGUGCUGGAUGGUGUAAAGGAGCUGGUUAAAGUUGCCAUUGAGAAGCAGGAGCACCCUUCACCUACGACACCUGUCAAAACCAUUCCUCCAGUUGCCAGCCCACAGCGUGUCCCUGAGCCCCCUGUCAUUGAGACGAAGGAACCCAUCUUGAAUGACAGCCCUGCCCCAGCUGAGAACAUUGAGACCCCAAAUGAUGUACCUGAGGAGGAAGUAGCCCCUCCGAAACCCCCUCUACCUGGACUCAAAGUGCCUGAACAACACUGUCCACCGGCUCUCCCUCCAAAGAAGCGUCAGUCGGCACCGUCUCCCACCAGGAUUGCUGUGGUUGCGCCAAUGAGUCGCACCACAAGUGGAUCAAGUCUUCCCAUUGGUAUCUGUCGACAGGAGUAUGAAGCAGAUGCCUUACAAAGGCGUUUUUCUGGAGGCAGUCACUCAUAUGGAGGAGAAUCGCCACGACUGUCCCCAUGUGGCAGCAUCGGCAUAUUGAGCAAGUCAGAUGAACAGCUGUCCUCUCUGGAUCAGGACAGUGGACAGUGCUCUCGUAACACCAGCUGUGAGACUCUAGACACAGCAGAGAGCUACGACCCUGACUAUGACUUCUUGCAUCAAGACCUGUCCAGCACUGAGCAGAUCCCUCACACACACACAGGGGGUUGUCUGAGCCCCCUCCCCGAAUCUCUCCACGAAUCUUCCUCAUUUCCAGUCCAGCACCAGUCGAUGCCUCCUGCCCUCCCGAAGAAGGAACGGCGGCCACCUCUGCCUCCAGUGGAACGACUCUACUCUCAAUAUGACAACGUUCCAGAUGAGGACAUGCACACUCCACCCUUCCCUCUCUUCGGUGCAAUCCCCCCCUCAAACCCUGGAGUAUUUAUGGGGAACUUCGGUCCCAGUGAGAACACACAGAUCCCCCAGAGCCCCCCACCCCUGCCGGAGAAGAAGAGUCGCCAUAUCCUGAAAUACAUGCAGUUCAUGGAGGACUAUUCAGAGCCGCUGCCUUCCGUUUUCUAUCAGACGCCACAAAGUGAAAGCAUUUAUGAGCAGCGCAAUAGGAAGCGAUUUCAGGAAGUGUAUGGCCUCAGCGACUCCUUCAGCAGCAGCGAUGAGACUCUUCCUCCGCCAGCACUGCCCCCAAAACAGAGACAACUGGCUUCCUCACACUCUGCGUCUCCUUCCUCCUCCUCUUCCUCGUCUCUGUCUUGUCAGCUGCAGCAGUGUGUGUCUGGGCCCGGUCCCGGUGAGACAGAGUCCACUCUCAGCCUUUCUGCAUCUAACUCCUCUCUGAACCGCGAGGGCUCUCUGCCUGUCCCUACGAGCGAAAGUGCUAAUGAUGAAGGUGGGGAGGGUGAAUACGUCAAUCUGUAUUCAUCCAACCAGGCCAAUGGAGAUGUGACUCUCUCCAAUGGAGACUCUUUUUGCGGUGCUGAAGAUUCGCCCCAGGACUCCGCUAUUGAACACAGCAAAGAUCCAGCUGACAGAGAGGGCUGGAAGCAGAAGUGUGUGGACUCAGAUUUGACCUCAGAAGAGGUGGAUGAGCUCUGUUUGAUUGACCACGAUGAGAUCAUGUCUCGCAUAACACUAAAGCAAGAGAACGACGACGGCCCUGAUGUUAGAGCGGGAUCAGGCGAUAUUUUAUUAGUUCAUGCCACUGAAACCGACCGCAAAGAUCGGGUUUUAUACUGUGAAGCUUUCUUGACCACGUACAGAACAUUUCUAACCCCAGAGGACCUCAUUAAAAAGCUCCGCUAUAGGUACACCAGAUUUUCUCUCAGCUCUGACAGCAUCAAACAACGAGCUAGUAAAAACACCUUCUUCGUGCUGGUGCGUGUCGUGGAUGAGCUUUGUUUGGUGGAGCUGACGGAAGACAUCCUGAAGCAGCUCAUGGAGCUUGUGUUCAAUCUCUUGUGUAAAGGGGAGCUUACUUUGGCCCGGGUUCUGCGCAAAAACAUCCUGGAUAAAGUCCAGCAGAAGAAGUUGCUGCAGUACACUAAUUCCCUCAAAACACUGGCUGCACGCGGUGUGGCCGCCAGGCCUGGCACAUUGCAUGACUUCCGUAGCCAUGAGAUCGCAGACCAGCUGACGCUCCUCGAUGCAGAGCUCUUUUAUAAGAUAGAGAUCCCGGAGGUUUUACUUUGGGCAAAAGAACAGAAUGAGGAGAAAAGCCCCAACCUGACCCAAUUCACAGAGCACUUCAACAACAUGUCGUACUGGGUUCGGUCCAUAAUAAUCCUGCAGGAGAAAGCCCAGGAUCGGGAAAAACUUCUCCUGAAGUUCAUCAAAAUAAUGAAGCACUUAAGGAAGCUCAAUAACUUCAACUCAUACUUGGCAAUAUUAUCAGCGCUGGAUUCAGCUCCUAUCAGAAGACUGGAAUGGCAGAAGCAAACGUCUGAGGGUUUGGAGGAAUAUUGCACUUUAAUUGACAGUUCGUCCUCUUUCCGGGCGUACAGAGCAGCUUUGGCAGACGUGGAGCCUCCAUGUAUACCGUACCUAGGUCUCAUCCUCCAGGACUUAACGUUUGUGCAUCUUGGGAAUCCUGACCACAUUGAAGGAAAGAUCAACUUUUCCAAACGCUGGCAGCAGUUUAAUAUUUUAGACACUAUGAGGCGUUUCCAGCAAGUGCACUAUGACCUCAAACACAACGAUGACAUCGUCUCCUUCUUCAACGACUUCAGUGAUCAUCUGGCCGAGGAGGCAUUGUGGGAGCUUUCCUUAAAGAUCAAACCCCGCAACAUCACCAGGCGAAAAACAGAGCGAGAGGAAAAGACAUAGCUCACAAACAAACGGCUCUCCGGUGAAGUUGCAGAACACAGCAAUCAAACAUUACUGUAAUGGCAGCUACGAGACUGGAAACGAUACUGUAUUUCUGUUACAGUUUACAGAACAUUUUUUAAAAGAAAAAACAAAACAAAAACAUGAUUAGAUUUUAUUUUAUACUUGCACUGCGUCUGAACCUGUGUGGACAUUUGAAGUGGAACAGCGCCAAGACAGCAAACAUGAGAUUAAAUCCUUUGAGAUCAUAACCUGGGAUUUACGCUGAUAUGCCAGAACCGUCUCGCCAUCUGGAUGUUUGCAGUGCGAUCUGGAGUUCAAUCGUGAUUCCCGAUCUGGCGCUUUGGGUGUUAAAGCGCCUGAAAGACUGAUAUUUUUAUUUAUUUAUUUUGUAUGUAACAAAUGCACAUUAAGACUCUUUGGGUUUAGAGGGAUUGCUGUACGCUUAUCUGCUGAAUUGAACAGCUUUGAGCAUUGACGAUAAUAGGUCACGAUGCGGUUAUUAAUAGCACUUCACGAUUUUGUUUGUUCUGCGCAAAUAAUAUUAAGAGUGUGUUCACACUUGGCAGGUUUGUUUUAAAACCAACUGGUGCGAAUAAAGCCUCAUUUAUAAUUCUGCGUUGAGUAAUCGUCGUGAGUUUACGCUGGAAAUGUGCGUAAGGCUGCAGUAUUUCACACUCAUUCAUGAAAGAACUGGCUCAAUGAACUUUAAUCAUAAAAUAAACACAAAACAAAGGUAUCCGUGUGGAGCUCCUCUGUGGUACUCAUAAAAAAAACUGUAAUAAAUACUGCACGAUUCCUUCGAGUUGUCCCACAAAAAUUUAAUACGUUUACUUUAUUGUUUCUUUACAAUUGUAAGCGGAUUGAACAUAAAUGGAUUAUGUUGUCCCAAAAAAAAUAAGAAUCGUGUUGUUUGAAGCUCAUUUUUAAUAAGUAGAUUGAACAAGCAGCAAAAGUGCAGCCUUGCUCUGCCCCAAAGCUCUUGGCCCCGCCCACACUCAUCACCUUUCACCAGGCCGAACAAUCACAGGUCUUGCGCCUUGUUGCGAUGUGUGUUUCAUUUUUUUGAGGGGUGCGUCAGGGUAGGUCAAAGGGUCUGAGAUGUAUGAAUUGGCCUUAAGUAUUAACAGUUUUUACAGUUUUCAGUUGUAUCAGCUCUGAUACAAGUUUUUUUUUUAUGGAGAAAAUCAAAAGCACUGCAGUGUUUGCAUGCUCUGUAUUUGUCUUAAGUAAGUCUACCAAAAUAUGCAGAUUCAAUAUGGAGUAUGAAGCUGAUCGGUCAGUUCUUGUCUCCUGACUCGCAGUACGCUCACGGCAUUCUGUAAAGUUAACAUUUUUAGAACUAGGUGAAAAAAACAAAAGCGUGUCCUGCCACCUCCGCCUCGCUUCCAAUAUGCGUGCACCAGCCGCGCGACUCCAUUGAAAAUAACUUGUGUGCGCAAAAGAUGCAAUAUGUGAAUGACUCCUAAAGCUGUUUCACUGCUUGGUACUGUAUGGUUGAGCUUGCUUCAUUCAUUUUUUUCUUGGUUCAGUUUGCAUUUUCACUGCAGUUUAGUACAGCUUAAAGUGGCUGGAAUUAUUGAUAAUAAUAAUAAUUCCCUGCAUUUAUAUAGCGCUUUCCUGGACACUCAAAGUGCUUUACACAUUGGGGGGAAUCUCCUCAUCCAUCACUAUUGUACAGCAUCCACCUGGAUGGUGUGACAGCAGCCAUAUUGCACCAGACCGCACACCACACACCAGCUGAUUGGUGGAGAGGUGACAAAUUAUGAUACCAGGAUGGUUUGGAGGCCAUGAUGGACAGAUGGCAGUAGACAAAUUUGACCAGGAUGUUGGGGUUGAACCUUUACUCUUUUUCGAAGGACAUCCUGGGAUUUUUAAAGACCACUGGUUUAACAUCUCAUCUGAAAAACGGCAGUACUGAGCAGUAUCUAGUUCCCUCCAGUUCACUGGGUGUUAGAACUCCCACAGACCGCAGGUUGAACGCCCCCUGCUGGUCUCACUAACACCGCUUCCGGCAGCAACCUAGGUAUCCAGGUACUGACUGUGCGCCUCUUCGGCAAUGACGUUGUUUUCAUUUUGGGUCGUCCUAUCUAGUUCUGGCUCUCUGGACCUCUUCUGCUGACCAUGAUGUUGCCAUUUCAGGUGUCUUUUCCUUACGAUGAUAUAAAAAUAGUUUAGUCGUGCGAACCAGCAAUACAGCAGGGGCAGCUGCUAACUAUUUAAAUGCAGUAUAUUAGUUUGGUGUCUUGUUGCAAAUCCAAUGACACUGCUAGUGACUAUUCUCACAGACCAUUCGGUGAUAAGCAGUCAUUAUAUCUCACAAUUUAUUUAUUUUUUUAACCUUUAGUGGAUGGUACAGUGGAGAGUAUUGACAGAAAAUCAUGGGGAGCCAAGAGAAAGGGAAAGGAUUGAAGGACUUCGAGCCAGGAAUCAAGCUAGGGUCACCGUGAGCACCUUGGUGCUAUCCGCUUGUUAAGUGUGACUUCACACAAACGGAUUCCGGGUCCAAUCGCUAUAUUAAACUCUAUGGCGAGGCUUAACAUAUGGUAAUGGUAAUAUACAUGGUAAUAAACGUUUACAAAGCGAUGUAAUACUUUCGAAAAUCACGAUUGCAAUAUAUAUAUUAUAAAUAUAUAUAAAUAUAUGUGUCUGUCCAGACUGAGAUUCUGGUGUACACCAUGAUUUUAUAGAAAUAACACUUUAAUAAGUGGUCAUAAACUAAUAUUUUCUCAAUUCAAACAAGUAGCAUGGACCCGGAAACAGUAUUCCUUACAUCACGACUUAACAAGUGGGUAUGUCGACACACUUAAUCACUACACUAUUGGCGCCAACUAUAUCACAAUUUGUAAUGGUACAGCUUGCCAGAAACCUCACCCUAGGUGGUACUAAAAAAAGUACGAGGUACUAAAAGUACACAGUAGACAAGCCUCGUCAAUUGAGCGUUACCCUGCAGUGGACAACAAACAAAAAACACGACAUGGUAUCACAAAAUGUAACUAUGCCUCGGUGCGGAAGUGUGCUCGUUUUUGCGUUUUUUUUUUUUUUUUUUUUGUUUUUUGCGAUUUUAGAACUUCCGAUUUAGGUGCUUAUGGGAGAAAUAACUAGGAAUAAUAAACGACAGAAACCGAUCAAACUACUAAGUGUGUUCAUGACUAUCUUACAGACGAAGUGGAAUAAUAUAAUACGUCAGUUAAUGAAAACGUCAGUUUUUUACGUCUAAAAACGUGAAUGAGAGCGGAAGUUUCAAGCCAAAAUGAUUCAAAUGGCUGCGCAAGAUCAUACGUGAAGAAUAAGGUGAAUAAAAGCGACAGAAUUCUCAACUAUACCUGUUUUUUUUUAUUUUUUUUAUCAUAAUCACAAUGGUACCUGUCUCAAUUCAAUACAAGCAUUAGAAAUGUGUCUCCCCACAGUAAAUCUUUAUUUUUGUUUGUGUUUCAAAGGAAUUUCUGGUGCUUUUUUGACUUAUUUACACAUUUAUACGCUUUUUGAUUUUCAAAUGAUAAUGAUUAAGUUCUGUUCGGGCUUUAAAAAUAAUGCCUGCAUAAAUACUGGUCUGGAUAGUAUUCUGGAUUCAUAUUCCGGAUAGUAUAUGAAUAAUGUUCAGAAUGGACCACCAUAUCUGAACUGCAAGUGUGAACACACCCUAAAAGACACUUUUCUGGAUUUGAGCUUCUGAAUUUCUUGGAAACAAUAGCGUGCAGAUUUUAUUGCACAAACAACGGCCAUGUUUUCACAUUUUUGUCCAAAUGAAAUCCAUCAUCACAGCUCUUUGAGGCCUAUUUAAAAUCUGUCUUCCAGUUACUAUUAAUUGCUAAUAAUCAGGGAAAGUGCUUAUUUUGUUACCUGUAUUUAUUUGUAUAUUUAUGUGCAUAGAUUAACAUUCUCGUUUAUUCCUGUGGUUAAGAAUUUUGUUACAACUGUUUGUCUGGUACAUUUCAACAUUUUCCCCUUUGCACAUCAGCAAGGUACAGAGUUUCUUUCAGCAUUAUUGUAGAGUUUCCAGAGCCUUCUUCAUGAUCCGAAACCUACUAUUAAGCGCUCGAAGCUGUUCAAGAGGUAGUGUCAAUGUGAUUUAUUUGAUAUAAUGCAGUUUUCCUUUUGUUUUUUAAAAGGAUUUUACAUUUGCGAAGAGAUUUUCCUCUGUUGUCGUGAGAUGUGAUCAAUUGUGCACUUUGAAGUUGAUUGUGAGAAACAAACUGUUGGGUUUGACGUGUGGACAUGAUGUAAAUGAGCCCUGCAUUGAUUCUUAUGAUGAUGAUGAUGAUGAUGAUGAUGAUGAUGAUGACAACCUGAUUUUUUUAAGAGCAUAUUGGACUGAAGUUGGUUUCAAAAUCCCAAAGACCCCAGACCCCAGACCCCAUCACCACUGUCUGAAGAAGAGGAUUCAGUUGCAUUCAAGUCAUACAACUGACAUGUAUCUCUGUACACAACAUAACCCUGUGAAACCUGGUAAAACAAUAUACAUAUCAACAUUG